UAAUAUAAUCGUUAUGAAUGAUGAUAAGUCCGAAAGCUACCAGUUGGUGUGAUUCUAGUGAAUAGAUAUACUUUAAUUGAGACAACAAAAUGAAUCUUUAUUUCAAUUUGCUAAAACACAAAGUGUGUUAUUCUGAGCAAAAAAGAAUGAUAUUGCUUUCGUCUAAAAACAUUUCAAUCAGCUUCUACAAAGGUUGUGAAAUUACAUUUGGCGAUGUAAAAAUCAUUGAGUAUUGCUUCAGAAAACUAAAAAAAUUAAGAAAAUAUAAAAAAUUUUAUUGUUUAUCAUGAUUAUAAUAACAAACAUUUUUAAUUUCCUAAAUUUUAUUUUAUUUAUUUCAUGGAUUUACUUAUAAAU
Messenger RNA from Ascoidea rubescens DSM 1968, 357 nucleotides. RefSeq lists its product as uncharacterized. The record is from RefSeq and is a predicted model, not a curated record. The transcript has a single exon. NCBI's taxonomy places the organism in Eukaryota, Fungi, Ascomycota, Saccharomycetes, Ascoideales, Ascoideaceae. The coding region runs from base 90 to 290 and encodes 66 amino acids.